This is a messenger RNA of Hyphopichia burtonii NRRL Y-1933, 1227 nucleotides long. Its product is annotated as phosphatidylinositol-3-phosphate-binding ubiquitin-protein ligase. NCBI's taxonomy places the organism in Eukaryota, Fungi, Ascomycota, Pichiomycetes, Serinales, Debaryomycetaceae. Gene Ontology annotation, molecular function: metal ion binding. The record is from RefSeq and is a predicted model, not a curated record. The coding region runs from base 24 to 1151 and encodes 375 amino acids. The transcript has a single exon.
GAUUGAUAGUGGUUUGCUUGGCCAUGGAAGUUUUCAGAGAGGGCCCCGAAUGGCAAGAUGACUCGGACGUAACAGGGUGCUUUUUGUGCCACUCCCAAUAUACGUUCUUUAACAGAAGACAUCAUUGCCGGAAAUGUGGUAGAGUGGUCUGUGGAUCAUGCUCUGAGCAGCUGGUGAGAUACUUUCCGAAUACAUAUGUGGUUAAUUCAGAUAAUACCUUGGGAACACUGAAUAGCUAUGAAUUCUAUAGAACAUGUGAUGAAUGCGCAGACGAAAUCAAUAUGAUUAGACGAGCUUUGUUUGGAUCUCCAGGAGACUCUUCGAGUCUAGUGGUGGGUGGUAGUGAGCUGGCAUCUCAGAAUAGUAGUCUUAUUGGUAGAAGUGACAUGAGUAUCAAUGAUGGGGAAAAUACCAGUUUAGCCAAUGAUAAUGAUAGUACUACAAAGUAUAGUACUAGAACCAGCACUCGUAUGGUAGAAUCUUCUACAAACUCUUCAAUUGACGUGCAGAGUCGUGAUAAUCACGGUCAUCACUAUCACUAUCAUGGUAGACAACGCAAUAGGGAUGAAGAUAGUGAUUUCAAUCUUUGUCCAGUCUGCUCCAAGAAUUUAUUGAAAAACUAUAUUAAGGAUCACAAGACAUCAAAUUCAGUGUCUGAUAUUAGUCAUGACGAUUUUGAACUGUACAAAGAAGCACAUAUCAGUAAUUGUCUUGACUCUUUUGAUUUCAAUUCAGAUACUAAUCGACUUGGGUCUGGUGGAGGAUCCAAAGCUCACGCAAGGAAUAAAAUGUUGGUGUAUAACAUUCCUCCGAUUCCAAUGCCACAGUUUGAGACAAUUCCAAAUAUUGAUGUUGGUUCUUUUGGGACUAUACAACAAGUUACUUCGCUGUCUUCUAUGAUCCCCCAAAUUGAUAAUGAAACUGAUAUCGCUGGAUCGGUUAAUUCAAACUCGACUAUUCAACCAUCACUUGAAAAACAGAACAUUUUCAAAGGUAUUGAUAAUGAAUGUGUCAUAUGCUUGGAAGACCUAAAACCAGGUGAUAAAGUUGGUAGGCUCGAGUGUCUCUGUGUUUUCCAUUAUAAAUGUAUUAAAGAUUGGUUUAAUAAGAAAGGAUAUGGUGAGUGUCCUGUUCAUUUCGUACAUCAAUGAUUUUCCAUUUUAUUAUUCUUUCUUUUCAUGACUUCACUUCUCUAUGAUUAAUUAUAUUUUUUUUUUAGUUUUGGCU